Paramecium primaurelia is the source of this 4241-nucleotide messenger RNA. The record is from the annotation of a GenBank genome assembly. Lineage: Eukaryota; Ciliophora; Oligohymenophorea; Peniculida; Parameciidae.
AUGAAUAGUAAAUAGAAGGCCUUUGCCUUACUGUUGCUCUUUAUGCUCUCAGGAGUAUAAGUGAUGACAUAAGAUUUGACUGAUGAAUAAAGAAAGUUAUUAGAACAAUCUUAAGAAACCCAUGAAUUCUAAGCUGAAACAGGUAGAUUGAUGGAUAUUCUUAUUAAUUCUCUCUAUACUCAAAAAGAAAUCUUUCUUAGGGAAUUAAUCUCAAAUGCUGCCGAUGCUCUAGAUAAAAUUCGUUUUUUAAGUGUUAAGAAUCCAGAAAUUUUGGGAGAUAAGACAGAAUUAGCAAUUAGAAUUGAAAUAAAUACAGAAGAAAAGUCAGUUACAGUAACAGAUAGUGGUAUUGGUAUGACAAAGAAUGAUUUAAUCUCUAAUUUGGGUACUAUAGCAAAAUCAGGAACAACUCAAUUUAUUGAGGCAAUUAAAGGUGGUAAUGUAAAUUUGAUUGGUCAAUUUGGUGUUGGUUUCUAUUCAUGCUUUUUGGCAGGAUAGAAGGUUACAGUUGCAUCAAAAAAUACAGAUGAUGAUUAAUACAUUUGGGAAUCUUAAGCAGCUCAUUCAUUUGCUGUAUCUAAAGAUCCAAGAGGUAAUACUUUAGGUCGUGGUACUUAAGUCACUAUUCAUUUGAAAUAGGAUGCAGUAGAAUUUGCUGAAGAGAGUACAAUAAAAGAAUUGAUUAAAAAGUAUUCUGAAUUUAUCAAUUUCCCAAUUUACUUAAAGGUAACAAGAGAAGUUACAAAAUAAGUAGAUGAAGAACCAGAAUAAUAAGAUUAAUAAGAUUAAACAGAUUAAACUGAUGAUGAUGAAGUCAAAGUUAAAGAUGAUGAUGAUGAUGCAGAUACAAAGAAGAAGGCUACUAAAACUAUUAAAGAGAAGGUAUCUGAAUGGAUGCAAGUAAAUGAAAAUAAAGCUAUUUGGUUGAGACCUAAAGAAGAGAUAUCAGAUGAUGAUUAUAAGAAAUUCUAUAAAGUAUUAUCAAAGAAUUCAGGUGAAGAUCCAUUCAAUUGGGUUCAUUUUAAGGCUGAAGGUGAAGUUGAAUUUACAUCUCUUAUUUAUGUUCCAAAAAGAGCACCAAGUGAUAUGUUUGAUAAUUAUUAUGGAAAAUAAACUACAAAUUUGAAAUUGUAUGUUAGAAGAGUUUUGAUUAGUGAAGAAUUUGAAGAUAUUCUUCCAAGAUAUCUAAGUUUUGUUAAAGGUGUUAUUGAUUCUGAUGAAUUACCAUUAAAUGUUAAUAGAGAAACACUAUAAUAACUUAAAAUGUUGAAGGUUAUCAGUAGAAAGAUUGUUAAGAAAAUAUUAGAAUUAUUUUAAGAUGCUGCUUCUUAUGAUGAAGAAGAUGAAGAUGAUACUGAAGAAGGAGAAGAAGAUGAUAAUAUGGCUGAAACAACUCCAGAAGAAUAAUAAAGAUUGAAGGAUGAAAAGAGAAAAAAGAAGAUGGAUGAAUAUAAUGAAUUUUGGAAAGAAUAUGGAAAGAAUAUCAAAUUAGGUGUUAUUGAAGAUUCAUCAAAUAGAUAGAAAUUAGCUGAAUUAACAAGGUAUAAUUAUUAUUUAAAUUAUUAUAUGAAAUAUUUUGGGUAUGAUGAUAANAUUUUGGGAGAUAAGACAGAAUUAGCAAUUAGAAUUGAAAUAAAUACAGAAGAAAAGUCAGUUACAGUAACAGAUAGUGGUAUUGGUAUGACAAAGAAUGAUUUAAUCUCUAAUUUGGGUACAAUUGCAAAAUCAGGAACAACUCAAUUUAUUGAGGCAAUUAAAGGAGGAAAUGUAAAUUUGAUUGGUCAAUUUGGUGUUGGUUUCUAUUCAUGCUUUUUGGCAGGAUAGAAGGUUACUGUUGCAUCAAAAAAUACAGAUGAUGAUUAAUAUAUUUGGGAAUCUUAAGCAGCUCAUUCAUUUGCUGUAUCUAAAGAUCCAAGAGGUAAUACUUUAGGUCGUGGUACUUAAGUCACUAUUCAUUUGAAAUAGGAUGCAGUUGAAUUUGCUGAAGAGAGUACAAUUAGAGAAUUAAUUAAAAAGUAUUCUGAAUUUAUCAAUUUCCCAAUUUACUUAAAGGUAACAAGAGAAGUUACAAAAUAAGUAGAUGAAGAACCAGAAUAAUAAGAUUAAUAAGAUUAAUAAGAUUAAACUGAUGAUGAUGAAGUCAAAGUUAAAGAUGAUGAUGAUGAUGCAGAUACAAAGAAGAAGGCUACUAAAACUAUUAAAGAGAAGGUAUCUGAAUGGAUGCAAGUAAAUGAAAAUAAAGCUAUUUGGUUGAGACCUAAAGAAGAGAUAUCAGAUGAUGAUUAUAAGAAAUUCUAUAAAGUAUUAUCAAAGAAUUCAGGUGAAGAUCCAUUCAAUUGGGUUCAUUUUAAGGCUGAAGGUGAAGUUGAAUUUACAUCUCUUAUUUAUGUUCCAAAAAGAGCACCAAGUGAUAUGUUUGAUAAUUAUUAUGGAAAAUAAACUACAAAUUUGAAAUUGUAUGUUAGAAGAGUUUUGAUUAGUGAAGAAUUUGAAGAUAUUCUUCCAAGAUAUCUAAGUUUUGUUAAAGGUGUUAUUGAUUCUGAUGAAUUACCAUUAAAUGUUAAUAGAGAAACACUAUAAUAACUUAAAAUGUUGAAGGUUAUCAGUAGAAAGAUUGUUAAGAAAAUAUUAGAAUUAUUUUAAGAUGCUGCUUCUUAUGAUGAAGAAGAUGAAGAUGAUACUGAAGAAGGAGAAGAAGAUGAUAAUAUGGCUGAAACAACUCCAGAAGAAUAAUAAAGAUUGAAGGAUGAAAAGAGAAAAAAGAAGAUGGAUGAAUAUAAUGAAUUUUGGAAAGAAUAUGGAAAGAAUAUCAAAUUAGGUGUUAUUGAAGAUUCAUCAAAUAGAUAGAAAUUAGCUGAAUUAACAAGGUAUAAUUAUUAUUUAAAUUAUUAUAUGAAAUAUUUUGGGUAUGAUGAUAAAAUUCAUAUAGAUAAUAANAUUUUGGGAGAUAAGACAGAAUUAGCAAUUAGAAUUGAAAUAAAUACAGAAGAAAAGUCAGUUACAGUAACAGAUAGUGGUAUUGGUAUGACAAAGAAUGAUUUAAUCUCUAAUUUGGGUACAAUUGCAAAAUCAGGAACAACUCAAUUUAUUGAGGCAAUUAAAGGAGGAAAUGUAAAUUUGAUUGGUCAAUUUGGUGUUGGUUUCUAUUCAUGCUUUUUGGCAGGAUAGAAGGUUACUGUUGCAUCAAAAAAUACAGAUGAUGAUUAAUAUAUUUGGGAAUCUUAAGCAGCUCAUUCAUUUGCUGUAUCUAAAGAUCCAAGAGGUAAUACUUUAGGUCGUGGUACUUAAGUCACUAUUCAUUUGAAAUAGGAUGCAGUUGAAUUUGCUGAAGAGAGUACAAUUAGAGAAUUAAUUAAAAAGUAUUCUGAAUUUAUCAAUUUCCCAAUUUACUUAAAGGUAACAAGAGAAGUUACAAAAUAAGUAGAUGAAGAACCAGAAUAAUAAGAUUAAUAAGAUUAAUAAGAUUAAACUGAUGAUGAUGAAGUCAAAGUUAAAGAUGAUGAUGAUGAUGCAGAUACAAAGAAGAAGGCUACUAAAACUAUUAAAGAGAAGGUAUCUGAAUGGAUGCAAGUAAAUGAAAAUAAAGCUAUUUGGUUGAGACCUAAAGAAGAGAUAUCAGAUGAUGAUUAUAAGAAAUUCUAUAAAGUAUUAUCAAAGAAUUCAGGUGAAGAUCCAUUCAAUUGGGUUCAUUUUAAGGCUGAAGGUGAAGUUGAAUUUACAUCUCUUAUUUAUGUUCCAAAAAGAGCACCAAGUGAUAUGUUUGAUAAUUAUUAUGGAAAAUAAACUACAAAUUUGAAAUUGUAUGUUAGAAGAGUUUUGAUUAGUGAAGAAUUUGAAGAUAUUCUUCCAAGAUAUCUAAGUUUUGUUAAAGGUGUUAUUGAUUCUGAUGAAUUACCAUUAAAUGUUAAUAGAGAAACACUAUAAUAACUUAAAAUGUUGAAGGUUAUCAGUAGAAAGAUUGUUAAAAAGAUAUUAGAAUUAUUUUAAGAUGCUGCUUCUUAUGAUGAAGAAGAUGAAGAUGAUACUGAAGAAGGAGAAGAAGAUGAUAAUAUGGCUGAAACAACUCCAGAAGAAUAAUAAAGAUUGAAGGAUGAAAAGAGAAAAAAGAAGAUGGAUGAAUAUAAUGAAUUUUGGAAAGAAUAUGGAAAGAAUAUCAAAUUAGGUGUUAUUGAAGAUUCAUCAAAUAGAUAGAAAUUAGCUGAAUUAACAAGGUAUAAUUAUUAUUUAAAUUAUUAUAUGAA